AUGAAUAUCAAACCUGAAUUUUCAAAGGUAUUUCCAUCGAAAAAACUCAUAAAUAGAAUACUAUUCCAAUUAGAUUCGGAUGUCACUUCAAGAACAAUUAUACCUAUUUAUCAAUCCAUAUAUGAGAAACGGGUAAUCCCUAUUAAAUAUCGUAGCAAUGGAGAUGUGUUGUUUUUAAUGAAUAGAGUUCUCUCAAAAAUAAGGAAAAUGAGUAACUAUGAAACUAUACCCUUAAAAGAAAUGAGAAAUACAUUGCUGUAUCAAUCUGCAAGUAAUGGAUCGAACGAUGCCAUUGCAUUAUUAUGUUACGAAAUAUUGUCAAAUAAGGAUGUUAAACCACCAAAGAAAAAGGAAGCUGAAAAAUUACUAAAGGAUCUGGUAAUGCUAGGGCAUGGCCUAAGCUUUAAAGUGGUAGGUGAUCUUUAUUAUUCUAUGGGUCAAACUGCAGAAUGUAUCAGUUGGUAUGAAAAGUUUUUGGAACAACCACAAUUGAAAAAUGAAUGGAAGGGAGAAGUUUUAGAAAAGAUUGCAGAGAUUCAAUAUAGACAAGGUCCUGAAAAUAUUAAAAUUGCAGAACAAAAAUUUUUAGAGGUAAUUAAAAUUUGUAAACUCCAAGAUUGUGUUAAAUCAUAUUUUUAUUUGGCCCAAAUAUAUAUAAAAUAUGACCCAAUGAAAUCAAAGAUACUUUUAGAACAGUGCUGCACUCAAGGUUUUAAAGAAGCAUUCAAGGAACUUGGAUAUCUUGAAAUGAACUAUUUUAGAGAUUAUGGUAAGGCCCAAGAAUGGUUUAAGAUUGGAAUGGAGGUAUUUGAAAUUGAAUGCUACUUUGGUUAUUUUGAUUGUUCUUUUGAAUCGAAACAAUAUAUUAAUUGUGUCAAUUGUUUGAAAAGUAUGGAAAGCCUAAAAAAUGUGGAUAAAAACUAUAAAAAUUAUAUAAAGAUGUUCGUUACAAAUAGAAUGGAGAAAAUUCAAAUAGCUCUAAAAAAUUCAAAAUCCGAAAGAAGCACACCUUCUACUACUAAAAACAAUGCCAAUUCUGUUACUGGUGACAUCUCUAAAGUGAAAUCGCCAAGUUCACGUUGGGUAAUGUAA
Maudiozyma saulgeensis is the source of this 1092-nucleotide messenger RNA. The record is from the annotation of a GenBank genome assembly. NCBI's taxonomy places the organism in Eukaryota, Fungi, Ascomycota, Saccharomycetes, Saccharomycetales, Saccharomycetaceae.